Messenger RNA from Aquila chrysaetos chrysaetos, 3099 nucleotides. Its product is annotated as ankyrin repeat domain-containing protein 26-like. The record is from RefSeq and is a predicted model, not a curated record. Lineage: Eukaryota; Metazoa; Chordata; Aves; Accipitriformes; Accipitridae. Gene Ontology annotation, molecular function: protein binding. The coding region runs from base 1 to 2952 and encodes 983 amino acids. The transcript has 20 exons.
AUGGGGCUCUUCAGCAAGAAGCGCCAGCGGUCGCCCUCCGGCAGCGCUUCUGGGCAGCCCUGCGCUCCAGCCGCUGCCACCGGUGCCUACGAGCUCGGGGAGCAGGACCCGGGCAGGCUGCACGGCGCUGCGCCCGCCUCGGGGGCUCCAGGCCGCGGCAGGCGAGCUCAUCUGCCUGGUGCCUCGCCCUCGUCCUCGUCCUCGCCCUCACCCUCGCCCUCGCCCAGGGCCUGGCAGAGUCUGCCGGGUGCCUCCUGCUGCUGGUGGCUCCCAGCGGGGCCACGACCGCGCCGCAGCAUGUGCUGGAGUAUGCGCCGCAGCAUGCAGAGGGUCAUGGGGCUCUUCAGCAAGAAGCGCCAGCGGUCGCCCUCCGGCAGCGCUUCUGGGCAGCCCUGCGCUCCAGCCGCUGCCACCAGUGCCUACGAGCUCGGGGAGCAGGACCCGGGCAGGCUGCACCGCGCGGCUGCCCGCGGUGACCUGGCCUGGCUGAGGCGGCAGCGGCUGAGGAGAGGUGGCAUCGACGGGCAAGACCAGGAGAAGCGGACCCCUCUGCAUGUCGCUUGUGCAGACGGCCACGUGGAUGUCAUUAGAUGUCUGGUACAAGAGAACUGCCGGCUGAACCUUGCUGACGAUUUCAAGAGUUCGCCACUGAUGACGGCAGUACAGUGCCAGCAAGAAAAAUGCGUGGCUAUUUUGCUGCAGCAUGGUGCCGACCCGAAUCUGGCAGAUGCUGACGGCAACACUGCCCUUCACCUUGCUGUCGUAUCUCCUAAUACGACUGUAGCAGGGCUGUUACUUGAGCAUAAUGCCAAUAUUAAUGCUCAGAACCGGGAGGGAUAUACCCCCCUUAAUCUUGCUGUCUCCAAACAUGAUGAGGAGAUGGUAGAGUUUCUUCACAAAAAAGGAACUGAAAAUCAGCGUGAAAGUAAGCUACUGGCAGAAGACACGGGGAGUGAAAACACGGAAGACUCUUCUGCAGGUGGUGUAGCAGACAAGGCACUUCUCAGCAGCUCCUGCCCUGUGAGGACUGCUGCCUUUACAAGGGCUGCACUUGCUCAGGACAGAGAAGGUGCCCUGCCAGUGGGAGGAGCAGAGCAAGAGGAAGAUGCGGAAUCUCCCGGGGAUUUCGAGGACGGAGUUGCACAGCUGCAGCAGAAGCUUGCCAGUCCUCUUAAAAAGCAAUCUAUGUCAGAAGCUUCUCGGGAAGUUACUACUAUGCGCUACCACGGUGCCCCGGAGAAAGACAACCUGCGCUUGCAAAAGGAAUUGGCAAGGGUUGAAGCUGAGUUGCGGGAGUUGGAAGAACAGCAUCUUCAGCCUGAGCAUUGUGUUCGUGACUUGAAGACUGCCUUGGAUAAUAAGGAAAGGGAAGUAAUAGCUUCUACCCAGAAACUGCAGGACCUCCUGUUGGCAUCUUCUGGGACUAAUGCGACUAUCAAACAACUGGAAGAUACAUGUGCAACGGUUCAUAACCGCCUGGAAGACUUGAUAACUAGCUUACAGACAGCACAGGCAGCUGCAGAGGACCACCUCCACCAGCAGAUGCAAAAGCAGAAUGUGCUGCCUCUGACAUCAAAGGACUCGCACAGCAUGUGGGAAGAGCACUUGAAGUCAAGAUCCCACCUUGAAGAGCGUGUUGCUCAGCUUGACAGAGAAAAGGCUGAACUCCUGGAACAGUGUGAGACUGAAAGAAAGAAAGUGAAGAAGCUGGUAGAGUUGAAACGCCCAGUCGAACUGCGUCUGGACCAAGAAAUGAAAAGAAACAUCGAACUGCAGAAAGACUAUAAGAGGUUGAAGAAGCUUCUGAGCAGAGCUACGAAGAACCUAAGGGCGUAUGAGGAGAGAGAGAUGGAGUCCCAGCUUAAUUUGCAGGGAGAAAUGAAGAACAGGUAUUCUGAAACGGUCAAUGAAGUUGGUAGAUUAAGAACAAAGGUUGGUGAACUUUCCCAGCAGCUGGAGAGAGAGUCUAAAAAAUGCAUGCAGCUAGAAGCACAAAAUCAGGAUUUGCGCGAAGAGUUGUCCACCGUGCGUGGGAACCAUGAGAAACUGGAGAAGAGCAAAUGCCAGCUGAAAGAAGAGGUGGCUAACCUCAAACAUCAUUUGGAGACUAACAUGGUGGAUCGCAGCCAACUAGAACAAUAUAAAAGAGAGAUGGAAGAACGAGCCGGACAAGAGAUAAGACAAAAACUACAAGAAGUCAAUCUGUUUUUGCAGACGCAGGCAGCCUCCCAGGACAGAUCAGAACAAAUCAGAGGCAGUCAUCUCGCUUCACUGAGAAACCAGCUACAAGACAGAAUUAGAGAUCUUGAAUGUGCAUUGGACAGGAUAAAAAAUAGGGAACAAGACAGUAUUCUUCAAAAAGAAUCCAUGCAGGCAGAAGUGGAACGGUACAAAGAGCUGUACCUGGAGGAAGUAAAAAUAAGAAGACGGCUAGCAGAUAAACUGGAAAGAGCUAAUGAGAGACUAGCAGAAGCCAAUGCUAAGCUCCUUCAGGAGCGCCAUAGAAGCAGACCUUUCAUGGCAAGCAGCAUUGUCAGUGGAGGUCCGGCUGCAAGUCCAGUUCUGUAUUCAACUGAAGUGGGACCUCUUGGCAACCAUUUGGCACUGAACAGAAGUCUAAGUCUAGGAGGAAGCUUCCUCAGCCAAACCGGCAACGCAUUAUCCUCAAGGAACAGGGUUGAAGCCUAUGUGGCUAAGCUCCUUAAUCAAAAAUCUGUUCUUCUCUCUCUCCUCUGCAGCGAGAUACAUGACCAGGUACGGCGGGAACUGGAUGAAAAAAUCACUAAAGAACUUGGAGAGGCCACUGCUGAACUUGAAACUGGAUCUACUGGAUCUUCUCCCAUGGUAUCUGGAUCUGCUGGAUCUUCAAGAAAUGUCCAUGUUGACCAGGAUCCCCUUUCCAGGGCAAUACAGGAGUACCGUGAUGUUCUAACCAAAAAUUAUCUGAUUUGAACAAUAUGCUAGGCAAAGGCUCGGGGAAUAAUUUUGUUUACAUAGUGCAUCUGUGGUUUCCCAUCCUUCAGAUUGUUCAGAUGUGAAAACAUGUUUAUUUUUAUUAUCUGAAUAUAAAUUCUAAGUCUAUUAAAUGGAUGUCAAGCA